Molecule: messenger RNA, 6142 nt
Organism: Dunckerocampus dactyliophorus (ringed pipefish)
Lineage: Eukaryota; Metazoa; Chordata; Actinopteri; Syngnathiformes; Syngnathidae
Product: glucose-induced degradation protein 8-B homolog
Exons: 5
Coding region: 30-719 (229 amino acids)
Biological process (GO): proteasome-mediated ubiquitin-dependent protein catabolic process; positive regulation of canonical Wnt signaling pathway
Cellular component (GO): cytoplasm; nucleus
Molecular function (GO): protein binding
Source: RefSeq, a predicted model, not a curated record
CACUGGACCUUGCGUUUGACCGGCUUCCAAUGAUGAGUUAUGCUGAAAAGCCUGAAGACAUCACAAAAGACGAGUGGAUGGACAAAUUAAACAACGUGCACAUUCAGAGGGCAGACAUGAAUCGUCUCAUUAUGAACUACCUGGUGACAGAAGGAUUCAAAGAGGCAGCAGAAAAGUUCCGUAUGGAGUCUGGUAUCGAGCCGAGUGUGGACCUGGACUCCCUGGAUGAAAGGAUAAAGAUUCGAGAGAUGAUCCUGAAGGGACAGAUCCAGGAAGCUAUUGCACUCAUUAACAGUCUACACCCGGAGCUGCUCGACACCAACCGAUACUUGUAUUUUCAUCUGCAGCAGCAACAUUUAAUUGAGCUAAUCAGGCUAAGGGAGACCGAGUCAGCUUUGGAGUUUGCCCAGACACAGCUGGCAGAGCAAGGGGAGGAGAGUCGCGAGUGUCUCUCAGAGAUGGAGAGAACACUUGCCCUUUUGGCCUUUGACAACCCAGAAGAGUCGCCCUUCGGAGACCUGCUGAACAUGAUGCAGCGGCAAAAGGUGUGGAGUGAGGUCAACCAAGCUGUGCUGGACCAUGAAAACAGAGAGUCCACUCCCAAACUGGCUAAACUCCUGAAGUUACUGCUGUGGGCACAGAACGAGCUGGACCAGAAGAAGGUGAAAUAUCCUAAAAUGACUGAUCUGAGUACGGGGACCAUUGAGGAUCCCAAGUGAACAAACAAACAAGGACGGAGUUUAUAACGAGUGUGUGUGACAACAACAGGUCUGUUGCACCUGGUUAGUGGUUAAACUGGCAUUCUUUAUCUUGGUUAAAGUUUGUCAUGACUGUUGCACGCAAACAGUGCCAUGUAUGUUGCCAUGGAGACAUUUUUUGAAGGGUUAAUACGCAUACUUAAUACACAUACUGUAUGUUCAAUCUAUGAGUGUUAUGAUUUUUCUUUUGUUUUAACAGUAUUCAAUUUUAUUUUAUGUGUAGCACUACAGUUACUGAUCUUUUUACAAUGUUGUAAAUAGAUGAUCUACAGUAAACAGAUCAGUAACAAUACAGUUACUGAAUCUUCCACCUCCCAAAAAAAAAAAAAUCUAUGCCUCCUAUCCUUAUCUGGAUCUGGUCUCCAAGGUAACAUCUGUGCUGCCGCUUUUGUGCAACCCAGUCACAACUACAUUCAGCCAUGAUAACCAAACCGACUUAAACCGCUGUCUAGGAUGUGUGCAACAGCAUAUUAUUUAUAAAUAAAUGCUAUGUUUUUUUUCAUUUGACCAGAGGGAAAGAUGAGAUUUCACUUACUGCAGAGACUGUAAAUCAUUGUAUUUGCAAAUUAACAUUUAAAUACCCCUCCCGGGUCCUAGGGGAAUUGUUGGAGUCAACAAAUACAAAUUUUGUAUAUUUUUGUUUCUUGAAGGCCUUGAGUGUGUAGUAUUUAUUGCAGGACAGUUGUCCGCACAUGACAUUAGUUUGCUGCAAAGCAAGUUGAUGUUAUAGAGUGAUACUGUGACGAGAGUAUAAAGUUGGGAGUUUACUUUUUUGUUUUUAACCAAAUACAUUUUUAGAUUGAGCCCCUUUGUGUGAUUUCACAAUGUAACUACUGUAUAUAUAUAUAUACAUAUAUAUAUAUAUAUAUAUAUAUAUAUAUAUAUAUAUACAUACACAUACAUACAUACACACUAUAUAUACAGUGGCUUGAAAAAGUAUUCAUACCCCUUGAACUUUCCCACAUUUUGUCACGUUCCGACCACAAACAUAAAUAUAUUUUAUUGGCAUUUUAGAUGAAAGAUCAACACAAAGCGACACACAAUUGCGAAGUAGAAGGAAAAUUGUACAUGACUUUUAAAUUUUAUUAAAAAUAAAAAACUGAAAAAUGUGGCGUGCGAAAGUAUUCAGCCCCCCCGUGUCAAUACUUGGUGGAACCACCUCUCGCUGAAAUUACAGCUGUAAGUCUUCUGGGGUAUGUCUCUACCAGCUUUGCACAUCUAGAGACUGGAAUUUUUGCAAGACAGCUCAAGCUCAGCAAGAUUAGAUGGAGAGCGUUUGUGAACACAGUUUUCAGAUCUUGCCACAGAUUCUCGAUUGGAUUUAGGUCUGGACUUUGACUGGGCCAUUCUAACACAGGAUUAUGUUUUGUUUUAAACCAUUCCAUUGUAGCUCUGGCUUUAUGUUUAGGGUCGUUGUCCUGCUGGAAGGUGAACCUCCGCCCCAUUCUCAAGUCUUUUGCAGAUUCCAGCAGGUUUUCUUCCAAGAUUGUCCUGUAUUUGGCUCCAUCCAUCUUCCCAUCAACUCUGACCAGCUUCCUUGUCCCUCCUGAAGAAAAGCAGCCCCAUAACAUGAUGCUGCCACCACCAUGUUUGACAGUGGGGAUGGUGUGUUGAGAGUGAUGUGCAGUGUUAGGUUUUCGCCACACAUAACGUUUUGCAUUUAGGCCAAAAAGUUCCACUUUGGUCUCAUCUGACCAGAGCACCUUCUUCCACACGUUUGCUGUGUCCCCCACAUGACUUCUUAUGGCUUUCUUUCAACAAUGGCUUUCUUCUUGCCACUCUUCCAUAAAGGCCAGAUUUGUGCAGUGCAUGACUAAUUGUUGUCCUAUGGACAGACUCCCCCACCUGAGCUGUGGAUCUCUGCAGCUCCUCCAGAGUUACCGUGGGCGUCUUGGCUGCAUCUCUGAUCAGUGCUCUCCUUCUUCGGCAUGUAAGUUUCGGUGGACGGCCAUGUCUUGGUAGGUUUGCAGUUGAGCCAUGCCCUUUCCAUUUCUUGAUGAUGGAUUGAACAGUGCUCCGUGAGAUGUUCAAAGCUUGGGAAAUCUUUUUAUAACCUAACCCUGCUUUAAUCUUCUCCACAACUUUAUCUCUUUAUCUUUCACUUGGAGGCCCGCUGGCUACUGGAAGUCCUGCAAGAGCUCCAUCAGACUAUGUACUCUUACAUUCAAAGUCCCCUUAAAGAAGGCGUCUCAUCCUCUGUAUGUUUCACGAGUGAUAUAGUCAGUCAGGAGACCUUGGAAUUGUCCUUACUCUCCGCCCCUGUAUGGCACCCCUGGCCACUAGCACUCAUCAUAAAUACGUAAAUUGAAACAUUUAUCAUUGAUCUAUGUGAUCGGUAUCGGCCAAUUUCACUCAUGUAUGAGCAGUAUCGGAAUCAGCAGCAUAAGACCCUGAUCGGAGCAUCCCUAAUAUAUACUGUGGUGUGAAAAAAUGUUUGCCCCCUUCCUGAUUUCUUAUUUUUUGCAUGUUUGUCACACUUAAAUGUUUCAGCUCAUCAGGCAAAUUUAAAUACUAGUUAAUGACAACACAACUGAAAACCAAAAUGUAGUUUUUAAAUGAAACUUUUUAUUGAGGGAGGGGAAAAAAACAAACCUACAUGGUCCUGUGUGAAAGUGAUUGCCCCCUAAACCUAAUAACUGGUUGGUCCACCCUUAGCAGCAACAACUGCAGUCAAGCGUUUGUGAUAACCUGCAAUGAGUCUCUUACAGCACUGUGGAGGAAUUUUGGCCCACUCAUCUUUGCAGAAUUGUUAUAAUUCAGCCACUUUGGAGGGUUUUUGAGCAUGAAUGGCCUUUUUGAGGUCAUGCCACGGCAUGUUAUUAUGAUUCAGGUCAGGACUUUGACUAGGACACUCCAAAGUCUUCAUUUUGUUUUUCUUGAUCCAUUCAGAGGUGGACUUGCUGGUGUGUUUUGGACCAUUGUCCUGCUGCAGAACCCAAGUUGGUUUCAGCUUGGGGUCACAAACAGAUGGACGGACAUUCUCCUUCAGGAUUUUUUGGUAGACAGCAGAAUUCAUGGUUCCAUUUAUCACAGCAAGACCUUCCAUUAAGUUAAACUCUUGUCUCGUCAGACCACAGAGUAUUUUCCCGAAGGUCUUGGGGAUCAUCAAGAUGUUUUCUGGCAAAAUUUUGCCGAACCUUAAUGUUGUUUUUGUUCAGCAGUGGUUUUCGUCUUGGAACUCUGCCAUGCAGGCUGUUUUUGCCCAGUGUCUUUCUUAUGGUGGAGUCAUGAACACUGACCUUAACUGAAGCAAGUGAGGCCUGCAGUUCUUUGGAUGUUUUUGUGGAGUCUUUUGUGGCCUCUUGGAUGAGUCGUUCCUGCGCUCUUGGGGUAAUUUUGGCUGGCCGGCCACUCCUGGGAAGGUAUACCACUGUUCCAGUUUUUUGCGUAAUGGCUCUCACUGUGGUUCUCUGGAGUCCCACAGCUUUAGAAAUGGCUUUAUAACCAUUUCCAGACUGAUCGAUCUCAAUCUCAGUUGUGUUUUCUGGGGGCAAUCACUUUUCCACAAAAGGCCAUGUAGGUUUGGAUUUUUUUUUCUCCUUUCAGAAUAAAAAGUUUUAUUUAAAAACUACAUUUUGUGUUGAAUUGUGUUGUCAUUGACUAAUAUUUAAAUUAGUUUGAUCAUAUGAAACAUUCAAGUGUGACAAACAUGCAAAUAAAUAAGAAAUCAGGAUGACGGCUAUAUAACAUUAUUUCACACCACUGUAUAUUACAUUUAAAUCGCUAAAUUUAAAUUUAGCAGUUAAUAUUUUCAAAUCUGAACUUGCCAUCCAUCAAUUGUUUCACUCUGACCGCAUGCAAGUGUCUCUUAAUCACUGCAGGAAGGACACUUUACUUUUAAAAUCAAAUCAACCUUGCUGCUACUUGUUCAUCUGUACAGGAAAACUGCACUUUUUUGGGAAUUUUGCUCAUUAUGUGAGACAUGAACACACAUCUUUUUUUGUGUGUGUGUUCUAAAGAUAUCAAUACAACUAAAAAGACUUAGCUAAGAAUUAAUGUAAUGGGAAACACUUAUUCCACAUAUAAAGCCCUCAGAAAAAACUCAAAUGUGACAUGCAUAUGAACCAAGUUAUAGUGGCAUUGUUAUUAUUAUUAUUAUUAUUAUUAGUGACAUUGUUACGCCGAUCGAAAUAGUUACUGGCGUAUUGACACCUUGCCACAUCACACCGGCUAGUUACUAGCCAGCUCGGGACUAGCUUCACCACACGCUUGCCCAUAGCGCGUCAGCGCCGCACUCUCAAUGCCUCAAAAAGGUAACGCUACAUACUGGAGCUGCCGCCACUUCUGCUGUGUUUCUAUUUUGGAGUUUAGAAAAGUUAACUAUAGGCGUAGCGUCUCUAUGUUGCUAUGUGAACUCAAUACGCCCAGGAAGGAGGUUCCAGUAAUGCUUAAAAGGACCAAAAUACGACUAAAUACUGUAAGUAUUACAUGUUAUCAUGAAUGUAUCUGUUACUACAUCCUAAUGUCUCACAUUAGGAUUGUGGAUCCAUCCAUUUUCUAUGCCGCUUCUCCUUAUUAGGGUCGCGGGGCCUAUCCCAGCUGACUUCGGGCGACAGGCGGGGUACACCCUGGACUGGUUGCCAGCCAAUCACAGGGCACAUAUAGACAAAGAACCAUUCACACUCACAUUCAUACCUAUGGACAAUUUCCAAAAGUCACCAAUUAACCUAACGUGCAUGUUUUUGGAAUGUGGGAGGACACCAGAGUACCCGGAGAAAACCCACGCAUGGGGAGAACAUGCAAACUCCACACAGAAAUGCCCAAGGGAAUCGAACCCAGGUCUUCCCGAUCUCCAGACAGUGACUGUGUGGCCAACAUGCUAACCACUAGACCACUGUGGGGGAAAUUUCCAAAAAAGUGCAGUUUUCCAUUAAGUUCUUUAAGGGUUUUGUUGUCUUUCUUGAGACUUGCACUGACAUAUUGAGACAUAGAGCGCUCACGUCCCUUUUAUUAUUCAACAUUUGUAAGAUCGGAUUUGCAAAUAUUAAAGUAAACACAACUUUUGUGAAACAUUUUUGUCUUGUCUUGUCAUUUUUAAAAUAAGAGUUUAGAUUUAACUGAGUAACAACACAAAAUACAAAACAAAACAACAGUAAUUUCACCUGUUAAAAUAUAUAUUUAUAAAAAUGUUACAUUUCUGAGGCCGAGCUUCACCUGUCAUGAUGAAAAAUACAAAAAAGUCAUAACAAAAUAAAUAUUUGUCCAUUGAACUGUAUUCUAAUUAUAUUUUGCGUAUGAUUCUAAUCAUUAACAUUUUCUUCAGUAAAAAUUGCUGAAUUUGCACAUUGCCUGGUCAAAUGCAGGGAAGAAACCUAAGGUGAGGCUGCUGCGAGCAUCUCUUUUCGGCCUACCGUCUGAGUGCACGCUGAGUUGGAUCACGGUCC